Molecule: messenger RNA, 947 nt
Organism: Ailuropoda melanoleuca (giant panda)
Lineage: Eukaryota; Metazoa; Chordata; Mammalia; Carnivora; Ursidae
Gene: C1QTNF5
Product: C1q and TNF related 5
Exons: 1
Cellular component (GO): plasma membrane; cell projection
Molecular function (GO): protein binding
Source: RefSeq, a predicted model, not a curated record
CUGCGGACCGCCGCCGCCGCUGCCACGCUCGCCCUAACCGCGCCCCGCACCCCCGCAGGACUGCCGGGGCCCCGGGGGGAGCCCGGGCCGCGAGGAGAGGCGGGACCCGUGGGAGCGACCGGGCCCGCCGGCGAGUGCUCGGUGCCUCCGCGCUCCGCCUUCAGCGCCAAGCGCUCCGAGAGCCGCGUGCCUCCGCCGUCGGACGCGCCCCUACCCUUCGACCGCGUGCUGGUGAACGAGCAGGGGCAUUACGACGCCACCACCGGCAAGUUCACCUGCCAGGUGCCCGGGGUCUACUACUUCGCGGUCCACGCCACCGUCUACCGGGCUAGCCUGCAGUUCGAUCUGGUCAAGAACGGCGAGUCCAUCGCCUCUUUCUUCCAGUUUUUUGGGGGGUGGCCCAAACCAGCCUCCCUCUCCGGGGGCGCCAUGGUGAGGCUGGAGCCAGAGGACCAGGUGUGGGUGCAGGUGGGCGUGGGCGAUUACAUAGGCAUCUAUGCCAGCAUCAAGACAGACAGCACCUUCUCGGGAUUUCUGGUGUAUUCUGACUGGCACAACUCCCCUGUCUUUGCUUGAUGCCCACUGGAAAGCGAGCUCAAGCUCUCUCAUUCCUGCGGAAGGAGGGUGUGACACUGGCAGCCACAUCAUCCGGGAGGGCUGGCCCCCCUUGGGAUGUUGUGAACCACUCCGUCCUGCUGCUAGCAGAGAAUGGGGACAGAGGCUAUCUGAGAUCAGGGCUGGCAGUGUGGGGCAGUGGCUGGAUUUCUGCCCAAAACCAAAGGAGUGCUCUGUGCUGGCAGGUGUGGGUUCCCCAGUUGCUUUGGCCCAGAGCCCCAGAGGUGGGGUUUCCCCUUCCUGGGGCUCUGCUUCUCUGGGUCCUCCCUUGUCCCUCCUAUUCCUGGGCCCUUCUCUCAGAGAUUAUUCAAUAAAAAAAGAAAUAAAUAAAU